GAGCUCGCUGCGUCGUUUCAUAUCAGUAGGGUGCGCAGACGCUGCUAAACGUGCGCACGGCCCGCGCCACACGACCCCCGUACAGUGUCAACAAAACAAAAUGUGUAGUGAAAAGUGCCACUGGAAAAUAUUAUUACUUUUUAUAGGUAUUUUUCAUAGCACGCAAGCGGCUUGGUUACGCUGUUACAAGGGAACGCUUGAUAACUUCGAAGUGGUUCCAUUGACUAAACCCCAACUCCUGGUUAAUUCAACAUGCAUCAACCAUGCCCACCCGACCAUCGUGUUCACAUUCGGCUACAGAGGCAAGGUGGGGGGACCGGCUACUACCGCCGUCCUCUCGGCCUACUUAGCCACCAAAAAGAGGAACGUGAUUCUCCUUGAUUGGGAGAAGGAAGCUGACGUCGGAAUUCUUGGUCUGCCAAUGACUUACGUAUUUUCGGCAGUUCCUAAUGCAAAAAUUGUUGGUGACGAUUUGGGAGAAGCUCUUACAAUGUUGGCCCGAGCUGGGAUGAAUACGACACGACUACAUCUCCUAGGACAUUCCUUGGGUGCCCACGUGAUGGGGUACGCUGGCAGGCGGGCCAGAGAAAACGGCCACGUUGUCGCAAGAAUCACAGGUUUAGAUCCAGCACGGGCUCUGUUCGAGGGCUCGCUGGGCGUGCGCGCCGGGCUGGACCGCAAGUGCGCGCGCUUCGUGGACAUCAUCCACAGCGACCCCGGCGGCUACGGCACCACCACCUCCGCCGGCACCGUCGACUUCUGGCCCAACUACGCGGGCAGCGGCGGCACGCAGCCCGGCUGCCCCAAUGGGGACUUUGACAUGUUCAACCCGGAAGACCUGUGCAGUCACGACCGCUCCUGGCGGCUGUUCGUGGAGUCGAUACAAUCGCCCACGGCCUUCCCGAGCGCGUUCGCGCCGGAUUACGACACCUGGGCAAGGCACCACGCUCGCUCCGCUCACACCAUUUACAUGGGAGACUUGGUCAACACGCGUGCCUCGGGCGACUAUUUCCUAACCACAGGGCCAACAUCGCCCUACAGCAUGGGGCCUCAGGGCCUCAUUCCCGACGACAACCAGACGAGGAGACGACGGAGCUCGACCCUCACCCGCCUGCUCAAGUACCUCAGGUGAUACGUCGCCAACACAGUGCAGACAACUCGAAGGACUGCCUAUUAUUAUAUGACUAGAUUACUUUAUACGUGAUAGUAAGCCCGUUUUCUAGUGCUAGUGAUGUACCAGUGUCCCCACGGUUAACUGACAAUUUGUAAACCUUAGUGCAACAAAAACGCAGGUGUAUACAGAUCCGGAUCCUGAAUCGGAUUAUAUUAGCCAAUUCAUCAAAAUACAGUGAGUAUUGAGGUCGCACAGACUGGCUGAUAAUAAAGUAUUGAUAAUAGAGUGUAUGUGAACUGUUCAUAAGGGUAUCAUCAUAGGUGUUAAAAGCUUGCAGUGCCGAUGUCAAGUUAAUAAUUCCGAUUUAGGCAGAUUUAGGCCUAGGUG
Molecule: messenger RNA, 1501 nt
Organism: Cydia splendana
Lineage: Eukaryota; Metazoa; Arthropoda; Insecta; Lepidoptera; Tortricidae
Product: pancreatic triacylglycerol lipase-like
Exons: 7
Coding region: 101-1132 (343 amino acids)
Biological process (GO): lipid catabolic process
Molecular function (GO): lipase activity
Source: RefSeq, a predicted model, not a curated record